This is a messenger RNA of Cannabis sativa, 3585 nucleotides long. RefSeq names its product nitrate regulatory gene2 protein. The record is from RefSeq and is a predicted model, not a curated record. Lineage: Eukaryota; Viridiplantae; Streptophyta; Magnoliopsida; Rosales; Cannabaceae. The transcript has 5 exons. Bases 442 to 3309 code for a protein of 955 amino acids.
AAAUAAUAAUAAAAAAAGAAACUGUGUUUUGCUCUGUUUUUAUUUAAUAGUUUUUUUUUUCCUUUCUCUCUUUGUUGAAACUCAGAUUCAUAUUUCUUACAUCGAAUCGGAACGAGUUGAGUUCUCUGACUCAGUGUCGGGGGUUUCUCUCUCUGCAUGGACGGUCAUUACUCUUCUACCAGCUCCAUCUCAACGGUCAGAUUUGAAUCCAGUAAUCACUCAUUUUCACGCACCAUCAAUGAUCUUCAUCUUCUUCUUCUCUCUCUAUCAUCAGAUUCAUCACCAUUGGAUCUGGAAUUGUUGACGAUUAUGAUGAUCAUGAUGAUUACGAUGGUUCGAUUGUACGGACAGCAAACAUGGAGAAGAAGAAAAGGACUAUGAAGAAGAAGAAGAGCUCUGAAGAAGAAGAAAAGGUUAUUGUAUCGAAACGACGUCGUUUGAAUGGGCUGUGGAAAUUCGAAGGUUGAUGACUUACCUUUAGUAACUCUUUGCCGUGAACGGAGAGACCUAAUCAAAACGGCGUCGGAUCAUCGGUACGCACUCGCUGCCGCUCACGUUAAUUAUUUUCAGUCUCUUAAUGAUAUUGGAAACGCUCUUAGGAAAUUUGUGGACGAAGAACUCGUCGUCUCCGCCUCUUCCGCCGCCGAUUCCUCCUCUGUUCCUGGCUCUCCUGUUCUCACAUUGCCUUCUGACGAAGGCAAAAAGAGAAAGAAGAAGAAGAAACCUGGCGGUGCCGGUGCCGGUGGAGGAGAGAGUAAGAAUUCUUCUUCUUCUACUACUUCGAUUUCGAUUUCUCAUCUAGAGGAAGAUAUUGAGGAUUCUCAUUUGCAUUUGGAAUCUUCUGGUUCCGAUUUGGAUUCUGAAUUGGAUUCUGCCUCCGGUCACAUUCAUAUGGAGGAUAGCCAUAGCCAUAGCCACGGUCACGGUCACGGUCAGGGGCAGGGUCAUACCCAUCAGAACCCUUAUCCUUAUCCUCAAAGCUAUCCUCAGAAUGAUUAUUGGGCUUCUUCUCAGAUUCCUCCUCAAGGAAUUUACCCUCCUAAUUAUUGGGCUUCUUCUCAGUUUCCUCCUCCCGUAACUUAUCCACCUCCUCAGAGUGAUUGGAAUUCUCAGAUUCAUAACGGGAAUGGAGUUAAUUCCUACAUGUAUUACGCCAAAAGGUCAGGGACGAACAUACAAUCCAGAGUCUAUGAGGAGCCUGAAACUGAAAGGUAUACUACUAGUGCCUCAUCUUAUGGCUACACUAGUAAUCCACUGUACGGUGGUGGCGGCGGCGGUGGUGGGUUUUUUGGUUUCUCAAUGGGUUCGCCGCCACCGCAGCAGCAGCAGGGUCCGCCGCCGGUGGUGGCUCCGCCUUCCCCACCGAGAGUUUCAACUUGGGAUUACCUUAAUUUCUUUGAUACUUAUGAUAACAGUAAUUAUUCGGGUAUGAGAUACGGGUACGGGUCGAAUACGAGUAGUCCUGAUUCGAAAGAAGUGAGGGAGAGAGAAGGAAUACCUGAGUUGGAAGAUGAAACAGAUGUAGAAAGAAUGAAGGUGAGAGCAGCUACUAAGACAAAGAUGAAUCCUGAUAAUAAUAAUAACAAUUUGGGAGUGAAGAAGAAGAAGAAGAUGAUGGAUGAAGAUGUUUUGAAGAGGAAUAAGAAUUCAGGUGAAGGGACUUCUAGAGCUGCUGCUGCUCAUCAUCCUCCUCAUGUACCUUCUUCUUCAUCAAGUUCUUGGCCAACUAGGAGCAAUGAUAGUCCAGAAUCUAUUCCAGAGUCUAUUCGAGAGACUGAGAUUAGUUCAGAAACAGUUGAUACUAGUGUGUUGUCUUCUAAGAGUCCUCAAGAAGAAGAAGAAGGGUAUUCUACUAGGAAGAAAGGAGUGAGUUUUGAGAUUGAUGAAUCACCUAAUACUGAAGUUGAGUCUUCUAAGAUGAGUAGCUUGACUACAUUGUCUGUUCAUGGUACAAGAGAUCUUCAGGAAGUUGUUAAGGAAAUUAAAGAUGAAUUCGAAACUGCUUCGGGUUUUGGUAAGGAGGUGGCUGUGUUACUUGAAGUUGGCAAGUUGCCUUAUCAGCCUAGAGCCACUUCACUUAAAGUGAUUAUUUCCAGGAUUCUGUACAUUAUAGCCCCUUCAAGGCCCCCACCCAGGCGGCGUGUAAGGAUAUCAUCAAAAACGUUGAAACUAGCAAAAGCAUACGGUGGAGGUCCUGGAAAAGAGUCUGAAAUGAGGUCUGGAAACCUUUCUUCCACUCUGGAGAAACUUUAUGCUUGGGAGAAGAAGCUUUAUAAAGAAGUUAAGGAGGAAGAAAGGUUACGCGUUAUUUAUGAGAAGAUGUGCAAGAGACUAAAGUACCUAGAUGAGCAUGGAGCUGAGCCCGUGAAGAUUGAUGCUACCCAAGCUUCAAUCCGAAAAUUACUGACAAAACUUAAUAUUUGUAUAAAGGCUGUCGAUGCCAUUGCAUCUAGGAUACACAAGUUGAGGGAUGAAGAGUUGUUGCCUCAAAUCACGGAAUUAAUUCAUGGAUUGAUAAGAAUGUGGAAGUCCAUGUUUAAGUGUCAUCAGAAACAAUUCCAAGCUAUCAUGGAGAGUAAAAUGCGCUCUCUUAGGGUGCACGCCACUCGAAGAGAGACGGGUCUGAAAGCUACUGUUGAACUUGAAAUGGAGCUUUUGAAUUGGUGCAACUGCUUUAACAAUUGGGUUACUAUGCAAAAAUCUUAUGUUGAGUCCUUAAAUGGAUGGCUUUUAAGGUGUCUUCUCCACGAACCCGAAGAAACAGCAGAUGGUAUAGCUCCUUUUUCACCAAGCCGUAUGGGAGCACCAGCAAUCUUCGUAAUAUGUAAUGAUUGGUUUCAAGCAAUGGAAAGAAUUUCAGAACAAAAGGUAUCAAAAGCAAUGAAUGAAUUUGCCGGAACACUGCGCCAAUUAUGGGAAAGACAAGACGAGGAACAACGACAGAGAAUUAAAGCAGAGUUUCUCUCCAAAGAUGUCGAUAAGCGACUUAGACACUUGCGCAUGGAGAAUGGAAAACUAGAGCACGAUCAUCGCGAUGCAUCCUCAGACAAAACAACAACUCUGUCAAAAGUCCAUUCCGGUAGUGGAAUUUCUCCAUUAGAUGAUUUAAAAGUUGAUUUAGAUUCAAUGCGAAAGAAAUUAGCCGAAGAAAAGGCAAGACAUAAGCAGGCUGUCAAACUUGUUCACGAUGCAGCUUCAAAUAGUUUACAAGCGGGAUUGACCCCGAUUUUCGAGGCUCUUGGUAGCUUCAGUUCAGAGGUUCUUAAGGCUCAUGAGCAAGUUCGGCUUCGAAAUUGUGAAGGAUCAUAAGGAUGAAGCUAAACUUCAUCAUGUAUAUGUAUUUAGGAGAUGAUGGUUAGGUAUUUAGGUAUAGAAUGAAGAAGAAAGAUUGGAGGAAAGUUAUUUAUUGAGCAUAGGAUUGUUUAUCUUGAAAUUUUCUUCCAAGAAAAUAGGUAGGAAUUUUUGUACAGGAAUUCAUUUAUUGGUUGAUUGGUUUGGAAGUGGCUGUAGUGAUGGGAAGAUGUAGUAGUUUAAGUUUUGUAGAAGGAAUUAUAUAUCAACAAUUUUGGCUCAUCAUUUUUCAAA